AUGGCCUCCCCGCUCCUCAAGCCCUGUCUCUCCGUGCUAAAGUACAUGGUCGACUCGAACUCCCUCCUCUUCAGUCCGGCGAGGAACCCCCUUGUGAAUUAUCUGCUGCGCAGGACUAUAUACGAUCAUUUCUGCGCGGGGGUUAAUGAGAGGGAGGUCCGGAGUACGGUGCAGGAGAUGAAAGGGCUCGGGUUCAAGGGAGUGAUUCUGGGGUAUGCGAGGGAGUCGAUUGCGAAGGUCGAGGAUGUGGAUUCUAUUCAGUCUGCUGAGGAGAAGAUGGAGGUGUUGGAUCGGGCCGUGGAGGAGUGGAGGGUUGGGACGUUGAGGACGCUCAGGAUGUGUGGGAGGGGCGAUUAUUUGGCUGUUAAGUUUACUGGUGCUGGUCCUGCCGCCGUGGAGGCACUCUCGCGCGGUGAUCGUGUUCCACCGAAGCGGAUCCAGGAGGCCAUGAUGGAGAUUUGUGAUGCGGUUGCGGCGCAGGGAUCGCGGGUGUGGAUUGAUGCUGAGCAGCAGAUCUUUCAGUCGGCGAUUGAUGCGUGGGCGGUCGAUUUGAUGAGGAAAUAUAAUCGGGUGGAGAGGGCGGAUGCGCCGGUGGUUUUGAAUACCUAUCAGGCGUAUUUGAAGUCGUCUACGGCUAGGCUUAAUGAGCAUUUACGGCUUGCGCAGAAAGAGGGCUGGGCUAUGGGUGUUAAGCUUGUUAGGGGAGCGUAUAUUGCUCAUGACCAUCGGGACCGGAUUCAUGAUACCAAGGCCGAUACGGACAGGAACUACGAUCAUAUUGUGGAGAGUUUGAUUACGAGACAGUAUCCGCUGGGAGGAGAGCCCGGACAGCCGUUCCCCAAGGUGCGUCUGUUUGUGGCGUCGCAUAACGGGGUGAGUGUGCGGAAGGCGUGUGCGCUGUAUCGGCAGCGGGCGCUGAGUGGGUUGCCUUUGAUUCCGGUGGAGGUUGGUCAGUUGCAGGGAAUGGCGGAUGAAGUGAGUCUGGGGAUGGUAGGGGGAUCGACGGAUGGGGCUGCGCCGGGGGUGUUCAAGUGUUUGGCGUGGGGGUCGACGGAGGAGUGUCUGCAUUUCUUGUUGCGGAGGGCCGUUGAGAAUCAGUCGGCGAUGGAACGGACGAGAGAUACGGCGCGGGCGCUGAGGGGAGAGGCGUUGAGGAGAAUGGGUGGGGGAGCUGUGAUGUAAAGACAUGCCUUUCG
Molecule: messenger RNA, 1196 nt
Organism: Aspergillus vadensis CBS 113365
Lineage: Eukaryota; Fungi; Ascomycota; Eurotiomycetes; Eurotiales; Aspergillaceae
Product: putative proline oxidase Put1
Exons: 2
Coding region: 1-1182 (393 amino acids)
Cellular component (GO): mitochondrion
Molecular function (GO): FAD binding; proline dehydrogenase activity
Source: RefSeq, a predicted model, not a curated record